This is a messenger RNA of Zophobas morio, 740 nucleotides long. RefSeq lists its product as uncharacterized. Bases 67 to 681 code for a protein of 204 amino acids. The transcript is spliced from 3 exons. Lineage: Eukaryota; Metazoa; Arthropoda; Insecta; Coleoptera; Tenebrionidae. The record is from RefSeq and is a predicted model, not a curated record.
AUUACAGUUACUUUUAGUACGAUUACAGACAGAAUUUUGGUACCAUAUGUUACAAUUAAUAUAAUUAUGGCUUUAAGUGUGUGGUCAUUUUUACUGCUUUGUCAGUUGACUUUCGUUUUUGGAAAUAAAUGGGACUGUGCCGACUACUUUUGGAGGGACUACUUCGGUACCAUUCCUUAUGAUGCUGUACCAGCUGGAAAAGACCACAACGGUGAUAAUCGAUACGUCGGUCUAGUGUACAUUCGUGGUUUUGAACUACUUCCAGCAACCAUUUUACCGAAACAAGGAGUAGCACAAACGACAGCAUACUCUCAUGUCUUAACUACCAGCCAACACGUGAAAAUACUGUGUAGUCCUCACAAGGAAGCUUUUGAGUGGACUCAUGUUCAAAGCAAGGAUUUACACGAUUACGUGAAUCGUAAACUUAUUCCUGGAGGUAGUGAAGUAGGGGAAAGUCUAUACAUUGGAAGAGUUUUCGAAAAUGGGGACGUUAUAGUAGGCAAAAUAUUUAAACAUGAACGUGCUAAUAGAGGAAUUUGGUUUCCUGUGGGAACUGCGAUCAAGAAUUCACUAACUUAUGAACUUCUUUCAUACGAUUGUGAUAAAAAAGAUAUUCCUACGUUUGAUGUUAGGAUAGGUCUUUCUGAUAAACAUAACCACACUGAAAUAGCAUUUCAGUAAUAUCAAACGUGAUAUUUAAAUUUAAACAUGAAGAUCACUAAUAAACCGUCUGAUAAAUA